Messenger RNA from Megalopta genalis, 2561 nucleotides. It is a transcript of the gene Sf3a1, whose product is annotated as splicing factor 3A subunit 1. Gene Ontology annotation, molecular function: protein binding; RNA binding. The record is from RefSeq and is a predicted model, not a curated record. Gene Ontology annotation, cellular component: U2 snRNP; U2-type prespliceosome; catalytic step 2 spliceosome. NCBI's taxonomy places the organism in Eukaryota, Metazoa, Arthropoda, Insecta, Hymenoptera, Halictidae. Gene Ontology annotation, biological process: regulation of alternative mRNA splicing, via spliceosome; mRNA cis splicing, via spliceosome.
AGACUGUUUAGACUCUAUGCUUCAUCCUUUUAUGAUUAUGAUUGUGAUAUUUCCGCGAGUUUUUUUAUGCACGAUGAAUUAAAAAAUAUAAAGGGGAAUAGUGUAAAAAUUAAGCAGAUAAAAGAGUACUGAUCAUGCCGGCUCAGGAAGUCGCAGUAGUGCAACUACCAGUUACUGAGGGUGAAGAAAAUAAUGCACCCUCAUCACAACCGAUCGUAGGAAUUAUUUACCCUCCACCGGAGGUUAGAAAUAUUGUUGAUAAGACAGCCAGCUUUGUGGCUAGGAAUGGGCCAGAAUUUGAGUCAAGAAUCAGACAAAAUGAACUUGGAAAUCCAAAGUUUAACUUCUUGAAUUUUGGCGAUCCAUAUCAUGCAUAUUAUCAGCACAAAGUAAAAGAAUUUAAAGAAGGAAAGGGUCAAGAACCAGCUAUAGGACAAGGACUUGGAAAAACUGUCAAUCUUACAGCUCAUCAAAAGCAGCAAGAGAUUUUAAAACAAGUAGAACAACCAUUUGUUCCAAAAGAUCCUCCUACUGAAUUCGAAUUUAUUGCCGAUCCACCUUCAAUUUCAGCUUUAGAUUUAGAUAUUGUAAAACUGACAGCACAAUUUGUAGCUCGUAAUGGUCGUCAAUUUCUUACUAACUUAAUGAAUCGAGAACAAAGAAACUUUCAAUUUGACUUUUUGCGACCACAACAUUCUCUGUUCCAAUAUUUUACUAAACUCUUGGAACAAUAUACAAAGGUAUUAAUUCCACCUAAAGAUUUACUACCACGUCUUCGCGAUGAAGCAGCAAAUAUGGAUAAAAUAUUAGAACAGGUUAAAUAUCGUGCUGAAUGGUUAAAGUACCAAGAAGCUCAGAGACGUAAGGAAGAAGAGGAGUUAGAACGUGAAAGAGUUGCUUAUGCUCAAAUCGAUUGGCAUGAUUUUGUUGUAGUAGAAACUGUUGAUUAUCAGCAGUUUGAAGUUGGCAAUUUCCCAGCACCAACAACACCAGAUGAAGUCGGUGCUCGAGUACUCAUGCAGGAAAGGAUAGAAGAAGGCGAGGAUGUAGAAAUGCAGAUUGACAGUGAAGGAGAGGAUGAAAUGCAAAAUCGUACGGAAGGUGAAAAAGAUCGUGCGAAGGAUAAUAAUCAAGUACAAGAUAUGGAAGAAGAUUCGAGCGAUGAAGAUGACGUAUCACCACCAGGAGAUACUCAUAAAUCUAAAGAAUCUAAACCACGCGACAGCAAUAAUAUGCAACCUCCGCCAUUACCUCCUACUCCAGGAAAUGUUGUGGUAAAGAAAGGCUAUGAUCCUAAGCAACAUGCAAGCAAAACUACACGCCCUGUCGCUCCUGACGAAUACCUGAUAUCUCCGAUUACUGGAGAACGUAUACCAGCAAGUAAAGUUCAAGAACAUAUGCGUAUUGGAUUAUUGGAUCCACGGUGGGUGGAACAACGCGAUAAACAUCUCGAUAAGUUGGCACAAGAAACAGUAUUUGCUCCUGGUACUGCGAUUGAAGCUAGUUUGAAACAGCUCGCCGAAAGACGUACCGAUAUCUUCGGUGUCGGUGACGAAGAAACUGCGAUCGGUAAGAAAAUUGGAGAAGAAGACAAGAAGAAGGAUGAUAAGGUUACAUGGGAUGGACAUACAUCGAGCGUCGAAGCAGCAACUAGAGCUGCUAGAGCAAAUAUUACUCUGGAGGAUCAAAUCCAUCAAAUACAUAAAGUUAAAGGACUUCUUCCUGACGAAGAGAAAGAGAAAAUCGGGCCAAAACCCGCUAAUCGUGCAGCAGAAUUAUCACAUAUGGCAGCAGCUGCUUCGAAACCUCAGGCUACGUUGAAGGCACCACCCAAACCGCCAGCACCGAAACCGGUACCAGUUCCAACGCAACCGCCACCACCGCCAACAAUGAGUAUGCCGACUAUGGGUAUUCCUCAACCGAUGAUGCCACAAGCCCCAAUGAUGAUGAUGGCCCCGAUGCCACCUAUACGACCACCGCCACUUAUGACACCUGCAAUGUCACCAUUUAUGCCAACUCCUCCACCAAUGCAACCACCAAUGGCAUCCGCUAUGGGAUUGAAACAUCCUUCCGAGGCUAUGGAAGAAGAGCCACAAACCAAGAAACUGAGAACAGAAGAUUCUUUGAUACCUGAACAGCAAUUCUUGGCUAGAAAUAAGGGCCCUGUACAGAUGAAUAUAGCUGUACCAAUGAUGACAGAGAAAGCGGAAUGGAAGUUGAAUGGACAGACAUUAAACAUCACUUUGCAAGUGAGCGACACUGUGGCGACAAUGAAGGCUCUUAUACAUGAACAAACUGGUAUGCCUCCUGGUAAACAAAAGUUGCAGUAUGAGGGAAUGUUUUUCAAAGACAGCAAUACUCUUGCAUAUUACAACUUAACAUCUGGUAAUAUAAUAAAUCUUCUACCGAAGGAAAGAGGUGGUAGAAAGAAGUAAAACCAAACACAGCACUAAAAAUUAAUUUAACUUCUGCUACUCAUACUAGGAGGGAAUACUAUGGCUUGAUAAUAUCCAUUAUAAUCAUUUAAGAUAUAUAAAUAAACACACCAUUAAUUAAAAUAA